AUGUCUAUAGAACAAGCUAAAAAGCUAGACGAAUGCUUCCCUACAUAUAAGGAAGAGUUUGAAAUUCCAACUUUUAAGUCAUUGGGGAUUCAGAAUGACGAAUACGAAGAUUCAACUGAUUCAAUAUACUUAUGUGGUAACUCGUUGGGAUUGAUGCCAAAAAUCACAAGAACAGCCAUAAACGAUGAAUUGAAUGCAUGGAGUGAAAGGGGUGUUGAAUCUCAUUUCAGACACCCUGGCGAGGAGAAAGGAUUAACAUCUUGGGUGGAUAUCGAUUUACCAUUAUUACCAUUGAUCGCACCUAUAGUCGGGGGUAAGGAGAAUGAGGUGGCUGUCAUGGGAACUUUAACUAGUAAUUUGAAUGCUAUGUUGAUGAGUUUUUAUAAGCCAUCUGGUAAAAAAACCAAGAUUCUUUUUGAAAAGCAGGCGUUCCCAUCUGAUUAUUAUGCAUUUUUAAAUGCUGCUAAAAUAUUUGGCUAUAAUGAAGAUCAUUUAAUUCAGAUUGAAAUCAAAGAGGGCAAGACUUACAUCGAAACCGAAGAUAUAAUAGAGACAAUAACAAAUCAUCAAGAUGAAUUAGCACUUGUGUGUUUCUCCGGAAUUCAGUAUUACACUGGUCAGUUUUUCAAUAUCGGUGAGAUCACCGAAUGUGCUAAGAGCUUUGGGAUUACUGUCGGAUGGGAUUUGGCUCAUGCAGUGGGUAAUGUCCCCCUACAAUUACACGACUGGGAUGUAGACUUUGCUGUCUGGUGCUCUUAUAAAUAUUUAAAUUCAGGUCCUGGUGGGAUUGCCGGAAUUUUUGUCCAUGAAAAACAUACCAAGGAUAACUCGAUUGAACAAUUUAAACCUAGGUUAGCAGGCUGGUGGGGAAAUAAUGCGUCUGACCGAUUCAAAAUGUUGGAAGUAUUUGAUCCUAUUAAAUCAGCCUUAUCAUAUAGACAAUCAAACCCGUCAGUUAUUGAUGUGGUCGCCGUGAAGUCUUCAUUGGAACUUUUCAAGAAAGUUGGGGGUAUCAGUGAAUUACGAAAGAAAAGUGUUGAAUUAACAGGGUUUUUACAAGCUUUACUAACUAGUUCAAAGUAUUACAUAAAGCAAGAAGAAACCACCGAUAGAUUGGGAUUCAAAAUAUUAAGUCCACUUAACAAAGGAGACAGAGGAUGCCAAUUAUCAGUAUUGUUUCAACCACAUUACGAGGAAUACAGUAAGAAUAUAAUGGAAAGAGUCAAUAAAUACUUAAGCGAUCAUGCUAUUGUCUGUGAUGAAAGAAGACCAGAUGUAAUUAGAUUAGCACCAUUACCAUUAUAUAACACGUUUUCAGAAACAUUUAUUGCCGUUCAAAGGCUAAUUGAAGCCAUGGAUAAAAUAGCUGCAAAUGAAAUAUAG
This is a messenger RNA of Debaryomyces hansenii CBS767, 1383 nucleotides long. RefSeq names its product kynureninase. NCBI's taxonomy places the organism in Eukaryota, Fungi, Ascomycota, Pichiomycetes, Serinales, Debaryomycetaceae. The record is from RefSeq and is a predicted model, not a curated record. The transcript has a single exon. Gene Ontology annotation, cellular component: cytoplasm. Gene Ontology annotation, molecular function: pyridoxal phosphate binding; kynureninase activity. Gene Ontology annotation, biological process: NAD+ biosynthetic process. Bases 1 to 1383 code for a protein of 460 amino acids.